Olea europaea var. sylvestris is the source of this 908-nucleotide messenger RNA. RefSeq names its product UDP-N-acetylmuramoylalanine--D-glutamate ligase-like. Gene Ontology annotation, cellular component: cytoplasm. Gene Ontology annotation, biological process: regulation of cell shape; biosynthetic process; cell division. The record is from RefSeq and is a predicted model, not a curated record. The transcript has 8 exons. The coding region runs from base 263 to 886 and encodes 207 amino acids. Gene Ontology annotation, molecular function: UDP-N-acetylmuramoylalanine-D-glutamate ligase activity; ATP binding. NCBI's taxonomy places the organism in Eukaryota, Viridiplantae, Streptophyta, Magnoliopsida, Lamiales, Oleaceae.
AUGAAAAAUAAUUUUCCCAGAAUAUUUUCAUUUGGUCUCGUUCCCCAACCAAGGAAAAUUUAUGCAGGCUGCCGUGAAGCUGCAAGAUGUCAGCUCUGCAGAAAACGCAAUAUUAUGCCCAAAAAUUCAAUCUUGCCUUCCCAAACAAGACCUCAAAAACCGUUCCGUUGCUAUUAUAGGUCUGGGGAAAUCUGGAAUUUCUGCAACAAAGCUUGCUCUUGCCAGAGGUGCUUCUGUUCUAGCCAUUGAUGAGAAUUAAAAAAUGGUCACUCUGGGGCAAAAUAUUCUCUCAGAGAAGCAUAGCUGUUUGAAGACAAUCCUUGGUCAAUUUGAUCACGAGUUACUUAAGGAGGCUGAUGUGAUAGUUGUUUCCCCAGGAGUUACUCUCGAGAAUUAUGAAGUUCUCCCAAGGUACACCAAAGUUUUGGCUGUGACUGGAACUAAUGGAAAAUCCACUGUGGCCACGUUUGCUGGACAGAUUCUCCAUCAGUUGAAUAUAGAGACGUUUGUUGGGAGAAACCUAGGCAUUCCUCUAUCAGAAGCUACUUUCCAGUGCUUAACAUCAUGCCCUAAAAGAUUUCUUCAGGCAAGGAAGAAUGUUGCCAUUGUUGAAGUCAGUAGUUAUCACUUAGAAAUUCCCUACAAGUUCUUCUGCCCUUCUGUAAAUGGAGUUCAUGUUGCUGUAAUCUUGAAUCUCACUCCGGAUCAUCUAGAAAGGCCCAAGACCAUGGAAAACUAUGCCAUGACUAAGUGUCGUGUUUUUUCUCACAUGACUGACAAAAGGAUUGCUAUUCUUCCACUUGAAUGGACAUUGAAAGUUGAACCUACAUAUUCCACAUUUCAUAUUCCUUUGAAAUCAUUUUUCUACACUGUCACUAGAAGUUGAAAACAAAUCAAAGGAGAUGUUU